UUCCUGUGUGUGGGUGUCUGUGCUCACUUGUUUGGGACAGUUCACGAGCAGGAGUCACAAUGUCAGGUAAAGAAGAAAUGGUGCAGAAGGAUUCUGCUCAGAAGACUGAGUGGUUCUGGAACAAGAAGGAAAAGAAGGAUAAGGACAAGGAACACUGCAAGGACAAGGGUGACUCUAAGGACAAAGACAAAAAGCACAAGCACAAGCACAAGUCUGGAGAGAAGAAGAACAAAGGUGAAAAUAAGGAUGGAAAAAAAUCAGGCACCUCAUCCUCUUCCUCAUCUUCAUCCUCCUCAAGCAGUGAUGAGGAGUGAUGCUUCCUGGAGGACUGGACUGCCCUGUUCGCCUCUUAUGCUCUGCUCUACUGACAGAAUGACUGUGUGUGUGGUUGAGUGUGCGGUGGUACCACUUUUUCUUACUGUCCUUUCAUUGUUGUCACCGAAGCAUGUCGGUCUUCUUGUUUAAACAAAUCUCCUGAUCCAUUAAAGAUAAUGUUCUGACAACAA
This is a messenger RNA of Epinephelus moara (kelp grouper), 506 nucleotides long. RefSeq lists its product as uncharacterized. The record is from RefSeq and is a predicted model, not a curated record. The transcript has 4 exons. Bases 60 to 314 code for a protein of 84 amino acids. Lineage: Eukaryota; Metazoa; Chordata; Actinopteri; Perciformes; Serranidae.